Rotaria sp. Silwood2 is the source of this 3465-nucleotide messenger RNA. The record is from the annotation of a GenBank genome assembly. Lineage: Eukaryota; Metazoa; Rotifera; Eurotatoria; Philodinida; Philodinidae.
AUGGAAACUUCAAAUUUAAAUGUUAUACCAAAUGUACAACAACAUUCAGGUCAAUUACAUUCGAAUUCUCAAACUCGAACUACAGCACAGGAACAGCAUCCAGUAUCGUCCAAGAAAAAUAGAAAACGAAGAAAAAAAUGUCAUGGCAAUCGGAAAUUACAAAGAUUUAGAAAGAAAUGUCGUAAACGUGGUCUUACAAAAGAAGAAACACAAAGAUUAAUUAAUGAAUAUGCACAUAAUAAUCAAGAUCAAAAUAAAAGUAAUCAUCAACAAAAAAAAGUAAAUGGUUCACACAUUGAAAACAUGGAAAUAAGCACCAAUUUAAAUGAUACUAUCAAUGAAAUUGAAACGAACCAAACAAAAUCAAAAAAACGUAAACAUCAAAUGUCACAAUCAUCAAGUCAACGAUCAACUUCACAUGAAUUAGUAAAAAGAAUAAAACGACAUAAAUCAUCACAAAUUACCACGGCACCUUUAAAACCAAAUUUAAAAUUGCCAAUCUACUUAAAAGUUCAUCAAAAUCUUCUUUUUCGAACAUUACGUCUUCUAUUGAAGCAUAAAUUAAAUAGAAAAUGUGAACGUCAAUUUCUUCAUCGUCGACUUCAAUUAUUAAAUCAACAGUGUCAUAUGGAACUUCGUCAAAAUUUAUGGCAAUCAUAUCUUACGUUAGGAUCUGAAAAGGAGGUGUGGCCAAAUGUAGUAGUGAAAAUGGCAAAAACAGAUGAACACUUAGUCUGUCAACAAUUUGUACAGAAACAUCUCAAUGAAAUGAAAAUAAAAUAUGAUCAAUUUACCAAUGAAUUAAGUUUACAAAUUCAAUCGUGUCCAAGAACAUUAAUGGAAUUACAAUCCACUCUUGAUCAGCAUCUUAAAGAAUUUGUUCAAAUACAGCAAAAAUAUAUAGCCAUAAAAAUGCAAUUUCAACUGAAACGAUAUGAAGAUAUGAUUACCGAAAUUGAAUUAUUACAAACUUUGUCAAGUUUUCCUCUUUCAAGUGAUCAACAAAACAGUAUCGACCAACUUGUACAUUUACAAGAAAAACAAGUACAAUUCUACGAAGAUCUUCUUAAAUUAGAAGCUCGAGUAUCCAUUGACUUUUUACCACAAAGUUUUGAUGAAUUAGAGGACUUUGUUACAUUUGAUGAUUAUUUUCCUGUAGUUAAAAAUACUGUAGCGAUUGAAUUUAAACAUAAUAACUACAAAAUUAUACAAGAAGCCAAACGGAUAUGGUUAAAGACAUAUGGUGAUGCCUACGAAAGUGAAAUAGAAAAAUUCAAACAUCAAUAUGAAGACGAAUUACAUCAAUUUCAAUUAGUGAAUUCACGUCAUAGUGGUUUCUAUAGUGCAACAACAACUAUAAUGAAUUCUUUUCUUGAUUACAUGAAUCGUCGAACAAAUCGAUUAAAAGAAGAAAUUGUUUAUGAAAAAGUUCCUUUUUAUCGAAAACAUUUAUUACGUGUUCAGCAACGUUUCAAAUCAACUAAGAAAAUGGUCACUGUAAAGCCGACUGUCAUUGUCGACCUCUUGUGUCAUCCAUUUACAACAUCUCAACUUGCAUAUCUUUCCAGAGGACCUUCUUAUAUACGACCAAAUCCAAGUGUAUUUUUUCCAGAAAAAACAUCUAAAAAACGUAUUGACCGAGAACUCAAAGAUACAAUGAAAAAACUUAAGCAAUGUAUGUCUGAUGAUCAUGAUCGAUCAAAAAUACCACUCAACUCACCCUUAUAUAAAUCCUACACUGAUCAACUUCAAGCGUGUUUAAAUCAAGCUUAUAUGACUCCUAUACCAUUGAUCGAUCAAAUACGUUCUCUACGUGAAUUAAAGAUGGUUCAAUCCAUUCGAAAAAAAUUAAAAAAAUUUAAACUUAUAUUACGUGAAACAGAUAAAAGUGGUGUACUUCAUAUUGGUUCUGCUGCUGAUUAUGAAAGAAAAGCACUUGAAUAUCGACGAACAACGGGUGCUUACCAAUUAUUAACGUCGAAUCCAUUCAAUGAUAUCAUCUGUACGGUAACACGUUUAUUGAAUCGAUUACAAUCCUCGAAACGAAUACUUGAACGACAUCGAGUGAAAAUGAUGCCUAAUCGGAAGAAAACCGAAUUAGCUUAUAUGUAUUUUAUUCCUAAACCACAUAAGAAACGUACACCACUUCGACCAAUAUUGAAUACAAUACACGCUGCAACCAAACCAAUUUCUCAAUUCUUAGAUCGUCUAAUUCGACCUUUAUUUGAUCGAUUUGUACGCCAAACAACUAUUGUUGAUGGUGCUGAUCUACUUGAUCGAUUUCAACAUUAUACUGAAAAAGGUUAUUUAAAAUCAUCGACUCUUUUUAUUACAUUCGAUAUUAACAAUCUUUAUACUAUGUUACCACAAGAAGAAUCUUUAAAUAUACUUGCUGAAUUUCUUCGUCUACAUAACUGUGAAAAAGUGAAUGGUCUUUCCAUUGAUACAAUUAUCGAAUUAGCUCGUGUGGUGCUUCAAGCAAAUGCUUUUGUUUAUAACAAAAAAUUUUAUCGGCAAAUUAUUGGUGGUGCUAUGGGUUCGGCAUUUACUUUAACCUUAGCAAAUAUAUUCAUGUGGAAAUGGGAAAGACAAACUAUUUUACCAAAGCUAGCUUCACAUGAAGUAUAUGGCCGAUAUAUUGAUGAUGUUUUCUUCACAUCUAAUGAAUCGGAAGACAAGGUGAAACAAAUACUAGAUGCAGCGAAUAAUUUUCAUCCAAAUAUUAAAUUAGAAUAUAAGAUUGGUAAAAGUCUACCGUUUCUUGAUGUUCUUGUUCAAAACAACAAUGGUAUUUUGGUAUCAUCGCUCUAUCAUAAACCUUCGGCUCAACCAACUGUGGUAUCAUUUUUAUCAGAUCAUCCACGACAUGUCUUCCGAAAUGUCAUUCAAACGGCUCUCACUCGAGCUGUACGCUAUUCAUCAACAUUUGAAAUAUUUAAUAAUGAACGACGUGUCAUACGUUUAAUGUUCUUAUACAAUGGAUAUCCAUCCAAUUAUAUUAACCAACAAUUUGAAAAAUUCUUUGCUGACUAUUUAAGUUCAAUUUCUCCGCCAAUUUUACCUAUGAUUACGAACGAAAGUCAAUUUCUUCCGUUACGUCAAAAAUUAUCAAAUCAGCCAACAGCGAAGCAAACACAACUGGUCACAAGUGCAGCUACCGUACAACUUGCACAGCGUACGCAAAAUGAUAUACAACCAAAUCUCAACAAUAUGGAAGCAACCAUUCAACGAAAUUAUGACAAGUUCAAAAAGAACUUGUUUGUACAUAUUACACAUGAAGCUAGACUUAAAUGUUUAGCUCGUGAAAUACAUAUGAUACAUGAUAGUCACUUUAAAAACACUAAUAAGGCAGAAAUAAGAUUAGUUGUUGGUUUUCGGAAUAAUCCAAAUAUUGAAUUUGAACUUUCACGUAAACGACCAGCGUCAUCCUUAUUGAAGGAUCCAUUAGCAAAGAGUAAGAGAUAA